Molecule: messenger RNA, 956 nt
Organism: Lycium barbarum (goji berry)
Lineage: Eukaryota; Viridiplantae; Streptophyta; Magnoliopsida; Solanales; Solanaceae
Product: ras-related protein RABA5e-like
Exons: 2
Coding region: 115-768 (217 amino acids)
Cellular component (GO): endosome
Molecular function (GO): GTP binding; GTPase activity
Source: RefSeq, a predicted model, not a curated record
GCACAUUCUCUGUAUAUGUUUGCCAGCUCUGUCACCAUUACUUCUUACAUCUUUCUCUCUAGAUCACCAUUUUCCAAUUCUUUCCCUCUCUAAAACCUCAAAAAAAAAAAAAAAAUGGAUUCUUCAGAUGAUGAAGGUGAAGAGUAUCUAUUCAAGAUUGUAAUAAUAGGUGAUUCAGCAGUUGGUAAAUCUAAUUUACUUACAAGAUAUGCAAGAAAUGAGUUUAAUUUGCAUUCAAAAGCAACAAUUGGUGUUGAGUUUCAAACACAAACACUUGAAAUUGAUGGUAAAGAAGUUAAAGCACAGAUUUGGGAUACUGCUGGUCAAGAAAGAUUUAGAGCUGUUACUUCUGCUUAUUAUCGUGGUGCUUUUGGUGCUCUUGUUGUUUAUGAUAUUUCAAGAAGGACUACUUUUGAUAGCAUUCCUCGUUGGCUUGAUGAACUUAAAACUCAUUCUGAUACAACGGUUACAAGGAUGCUCGUGGGGAACAAAUGCGAUUUGGAGAACAUAAGGGCCGUGAGCUUAGAAGAAGGCAAAAGCCUAGCAGAAUCAGAAGGGAUGUUCUUCAUGGAGACAUCUGCCCUCGAUUCAACGAAUGUAAACAAGGCUUUCGAGAUUGUGAUUCGAGAGAUCUAUAAUAGUGUUAGCCGAAAGGUUUUGAAUUCUGAUUCUUAUAAAGCGGAAUUAUCUGUCAACAGAGUUAGCCUCGUCAAUGAUGGUACCGAUGGAUCGAAACAAAAUCAGGGCUACUCUUGUUGUUCUAGGUGAUUGAUGUUAUCCUUUUUUAUUCCCCUUAAGUUUACAAGAACAGUUAUAAGAAUGGUUCAUUAAAUUAUUUGGUUGGUUUUACUGUUCAUUGAUUUGUUAUUGAUGGAAUACUUUUUUGUAAUGGUCAGGAACGUUGAUAUUUAUAUUCUAAGUGGAAACUGAAAUGAAAAAUGUUUCUUUAAACUCUG